Molecule: messenger RNA, 756 nt
Organism: Penicillium longicatenatum
Lineage: Eukaryota; Fungi; Ascomycota; Eurotiomycetes; Eurotiales; Aspergillaceae
Exons: 3
Coding region: 1-756 (251 amino acids)
Source: RefSeq, a predicted model, not a curated record
AUGACCAAUAUACACUCAACGGAAGGUCUUGAGCUAGCCCAGAUCGUCUUCUAUGGAAUGGCAGCUCUUCCAGCUUUCGUCUGUUUCGCGGCACAUGGCAAACACGGAGUAAUGGGGUGGCUCUAUGUGAUUGUUAUGUGUGGCCUACGUCUCGCAGGGAAUGCCAUGGCUUAUCAUUCCUUAUCCACGACUGGUCAUGCCAAUGAAGCCGCUCAAAUUAUCAGUGGGAUCGGGUUGUCGCCUCUCUUACUUGCGGCCUUGGGAAUACUCCACGAGGCCAACCAUUCUAUUCAAACGACACUUCCGAAAAUACUACAGGGACCAAGCCUUUUCCUCCCGCAUGUGGUCAUUCUUACUGGUAUUGCUCUCGCCGCUGCUAGUGGGGGAAGGUCUACUCUACUCGAGGCUGGCAUGAUUGUCCUUACUUUCGGCUGGCUUUUUAUCGUCACAUUGAUUGCAAUGUCGCUUCGGGCAGGCUCCAGCGAUUCGCGAGUGAAUGACGAGAAAAAGCUUCUUUGGGCAGUCAUCGUCGCUAUACCGCUCAUCGGUGUUCGCGUGAUAUAUUCUGUUGUCAUUGCCUUUGUGGACUGGCGGGCUGAUGGAGGUAGCUUGGCUGUUCAAGUGGUCUUUGGAACAAUUGCAGAGUUUUUCGUCAUGAUCACUUAUAUUGCCGCUGGCAUCGUGACACGAAAUCUGGCGUCCGAUCGCGCAAAGCUGAAAUCAGGAUCAUCCCGGAAUCAGAAUAAUCUAGUGUAA